Messenger RNA from Lolium rigidum, 1225 nucleotides. RefSeq names its product adenosine kinase 2-like. Gene Ontology annotation, cellular component: cytosol; nucleus. The transcript has 13 exons. NCBI's taxonomy places the organism in Eukaryota, Viridiplantae, Streptophyta, Magnoliopsida, Poales, Poaceae. Gene Ontology annotation, molecular function: adenosine kinase activity. The record is from RefSeq and is a predicted model, not a curated record. Gene Ontology annotation, biological process: purine ribonucleoside salvage. Bases 153 to 1187 code for a protein of 344 amino acids.
GAGUUUAUUCCCCUUCCGCGAGAUGCUCUAAAAAAACAAAUUCUCCCAGGAACCAGGUAAACCCAGCACAGCUCUCUCUCACCCGCGGCCGCCGCCGCCGCCGCCGCGUAGCUUGGGCUCGAUUGAGGCACGACCGCUAGAGAGGGGGGAAAAUGGCGAGCGGAAGCUACGAGGGCGUCCUCCUGGGGAUGGGCAACCCCCUCCUCGAUAUCUCCGCCGUCGUCGACGAAGCCUUCCUCGCGAAGUAUGACCUCAAACCGGGCAAUUCCAUUCUUGCGGAGGAAAAGCACUUGCCCAUGUACGAUGAAUUGGGUAGCAAGGGCAAUACCGAAUACAUCGCUGGAGGAGCCACUCAGAACUCUAUUAGGGUUGCCCAAUGGAUGCUUCAAAUUCCUGGUGCAACAAGUUUCAUGGGCUGCAUUGGGAAGGACAAGUUUGGCGAGGAGAUGAGGAACAAUGCGCAAACUGCUGGUGUCAAUGCCCACUAUUAUGAGGAUGCCAGUGCUCCAACCGGCACAUGUGCUGUCUGUGUUGUUGGCGGUGAGAGGUCACUUGUUGCAAAUUUGUCCGCAGCAAACUGCUACAAGUGUGAACAUCUAAAGAGGCCAGAGAACUGGACGCUUGUCGAGAAGGCAAAAUAUAUUUACAUUGCUGGCUUUUUCCUUACCGUGUCCCCUGAUAGCAUUCAACUUGCUGCUGAGCACGCUGCUGCAACUAACAAGGUGUUUAUGAUGAACCUUUCUGCCCCCUUUAUCUGUGAGUUUUUUCGUGAUGCCCAAGAAAAAGCUUUUCCGUAUGUCGACUACAUAUUCGGAAAUGAAACAGAAGCAAGGACAUUUGCUAAAGUUCGUGGUUGGGAGACUGAGAAUGUUGAGGAGAUUGCUUUGAAGAUCUCACAGUUGCCCAAGGCUUCAGGAACACACAAGAGGAUUACUGUUAUUACUCAAGGUUGUGAUCCAGUAGUUGUGGCUGAUGACGGAAAGGUCAAAACUUUUCCUGUGAUCCUUUUGCCGAAGGAGAAGCUUGUCGAUACUAAUGGCGCAGGUGAUGCCUUUGUUGGAGGGUUUCUCUCCCAGUUGGUUCAGGAGAAGAGCAUUGACGAGUGUGUCAGAGCUGCUUGUUACGCUGCGAAUGUCGUCAUCCAGCAUUCUGGCUGCACUUACCCUGAGAAGCCCGACUUCAACUAGACAGACAAGCAUCCUGAGAGAGUAUAUAUAAUGUAUAG